Messenger RNA from Zea mays, 1000 nucleotides. RefSeq lists its product as uncharacterized. The record is from RefSeq and is marked validated. Bases 85 to 843 code for a protein of 252 amino acids. Lineage: Eukaryota; Viridiplantae; Streptophyta; Magnoliopsida; Poales; Poaceae. The transcript is spliced from 5 exons. Gene Ontology annotation, molecular function: oxidoreductase activity, acting on a sulfur group of donors, disulfide as acceptor.
AAGAAAGCAAAGGGUGAAAGGGGAAGGGGGAGAAUAAUCUCGGUUUUUAGCACGCAAACACACGGCACGAGCAGCUGAGCGCCCAUGGCAGGUCCCCGGCGUCUCCUACUCCUCGUCCCGCUGCUCGUGCUCCUCGGCGCGCACCCGCCGCAGUGCGGGUCCGCGGAGGAGGGGACGAAGGUCUCCCUGGAGCUCUACUACGAGUCGUUGUGCCCGUACUGCUCGCGGUUCAUCGUCAACCGCCUCGCGGGGAUCUUCGAGGACGGGCUGAUCGACGCCGUCCACCUCCGGCUCGUCCCCUACGGCAACGCGCGCGUCGCAUCCAACAGCGAGAUCUCUUGCCAGCAUGGUCCGUACGAGUGUCUGCUCAACACCGUGGAAGCUUGCGCCAUCGACGCCUGGCCGGAUCUGGAUGUGCAUUUCAGCUUCAUCUACUGCGUGGAGGACCUGGUGGUGAAACGGCAGUACAAGGACUGGGAGUCCUGCUUCGAGAAGCUGGGCCUCGACCCCAAGCCCGUAACAGAAUGCUACAAAAGCGAGCAUGGCCACAAGCUCGAGCUCAAGUACGCGAACCAGACCGACGCUCUCGAGCCGCCGCACCGGUACGUGCCCUGGGUGGUCGUCGACGGGCAGCCCCUGCUUGAGGAUUACGAGAAUUUCGAGGCUUACAUCUGCAAGGCUUACAAGGGCACUCCACCGAAGGCCUGCCAGGGCCUGGGACGUCUGCAGAUGGCCCUCGAGACAGCGGCGGAGGCGCGCAACGGCGUCAGCUACAACUCCGGUGUCAGCAAGCUUGCGACUGCUGAAGAUGAGGGUGGGGAGCAUAAGGUGGGAGAAUACUAGUACAUAAUUGACUAGCGACGUGCCCCUUUUUUGGGUCAUGUGAAGUUGAAGGACCGUUCCAUCUCGUUGUCCGGUUUUUUAUUGUACAGUAAUAGCUAAUAUGAUAAUGAUAAUAAUUACAUUUCUAAUCUCUCCAAAAAUAUAGUACGUCUGAUCU